Messenger RNA from Chaetomium strumarium, 1209 nucleotides. Its product is annotated as sodium bile acid symporter family-domain-containing protein. Bases 1 to 1209 code for a protein of 402 amino acids. Gene Ontology annotation, molecular function: antimonite transmembrane transporter activity; antiporter activity; arsenite transmembrane transporter activity. Gene Ontology annotation, biological process: arsenite transport; antimonite transmembrane transport. The record is from RefSeq and is a predicted model, not a curated record. Gene Ontology annotation, cellular component: plasma membrane. The transcript has 3 exons. Lineage: Eukaryota; Fungi; Ascomycota; Sordariomycetes; Sordariales; Chaetomiaceae.
AUGGACCGCGGUCACCCCUCAGCAGUUGCCGACACGAAGACUGCGGACAAGACCUCCUCUACAGAUGCGCAAGCUACGGCCAGUGACGUGGAGAAGCAGGAACCUCCACCUCAACAUGCGCCGUGUUGCGAGCCAUCGCAAUCCAGGCUCUCGGCCUUCAGCUCCCUCGGCUUCCUCGACCGCUUCCUGGCCGCGUGGAUAUUCCUGGCUAUGCUCAUCGGCAUCCUCCUGGGCAACUUCGUCGACGAUGUUCAGCCGGCACUACAACGGGGGAAUUUCGUGGGGGUGUCUUUGCCCAUUGCAAUUGGUCUGCUGGUCAUGAUGUAUCCCAUUCUCUGCAAGGUGCAGUACGAGAAGCUGCAUGAAGUGUUCAGGACGAGAGAAGUCUGGGUUCAGCUGGGGUUCAGCAUCAUCGUAAACUGGAUCAUUGCGCCGCUUGUCAUGCUCGGCCUGGCCUGGGCUUUUCUCCCCGACCAACAGGGCCUCCGCGAGGGCCUCAUCCUGGUCGGCAUCGCGCGGUGCAUCGCCAUGGUUCUGAUCUGGAACAGUCUGGCCCGAGGCCACGGUGACUACUGCGCCAUCCUGGUUGCCGUCAACUCGCUCCUGCAGAUCGUCCUGUUCGCCCCCCUCUCGCUGCUCUUCCUCCGCGUCUUCAACCCGCACGCGCGGCAGGCCAUGCAAGACAUCUCCUACGCGACCGUGGCCACGUCGGUCGGCGUGUUCUUGGGCAUCCCGCUGGGCGCGGCCAUGCUCACCCGCCUCGUGCUGCUGCCGCUGCUCGGGCCGGACCGGUACCGGACGCACUUCGUCCGCUUCGCGGCGCCGUGGUCGCUGAUCGGCCUGCUGUUCACCAUCCUGGUGCUGUUCGCCUCGCAGGGGAAGCAGGUGGUGCACCAGAUCGUGUCGGUCGUGCGCGUCGCCGCGCCGCUGGUGGUGUACUUUGCGCUGAUCUUUUUCGCCACGCUGGUGCUGGCUCGGAAGAUGGGCUUCCGCUACGGCUAUGCCGUCACGCAGAGCUUUACCGCCGCGAGCAACAACUUUGAGCUGGCCAUCGCCGUGGCCGUCGCCGCGUUUGGCCCGCACUCGGACCAGGCGCUGGCCGCGACAGUGGGGCCGCUUAUCGAGGUGCCCGUGCUGUUGGGGCUGGUGUAUGCGGUGAGAUGGUUUGCGAAGAGGACCGGGUGGAAGGACCCAGAAGUAGAAAGCUGA